This is a messenger RNA of Acanthosepion pharaonis, 756 nucleotides long. The record is from the annotation of a GenBank genome assembly. Lineage: Eukaryota; Metazoa; Mollusca; Cephalopoda; Sepiida; Sepiidae.
AUGAAGACAAAUAUACAGAGUCCUCUCACCGAAGAGAGAUUAAUUUCCUUAGCGAUACUCUCAACUAGACAAUGUUCGUUUGCAUUAUCUAUCUAUCUAUCUAUCUAUCUAUCUAUCUAUCUAUCUAUCUAUCUAUCUCUCCCAUUUUUCAUAUUUAUCCCAGUUUUUCAUAUCUAUCUAUCUAUCUAUCUAUCUAUCUAUCUAUCUAUCUAUCCCAUUUUUCUCAUUUUAUCCCAGUUUUUCAUAUCUAUCUAUCUAUCUAUCUAUCUAUCUAUCUAUCUAUCUAUCUAUCAGAGUUUUUCAUAUCUAUCUCAGUCAUUUCAUAUCUAUCUAUCGUUCCUAAUUUUUCAUAUCUAUCUAUCUAUAUAUCUAUGUAUCCGACUUUUUCAUAUCUAUCCCAGUUUUUUUUUCAUAUCUAUCUAUCUAUCUAUCUAUCUAUCUAUCUAUCUAUCUAUCCCAGUUUUUCAUAUCUAUCUCAGUCUUUUCAUAUCUAUCUAUCUAUCUAUCUAUCUAUCUAUCUAUCUAUCUAUCAUUUCUAGAUUUCAUAUCUGUCUACCAUUCCUUGUAUUUUUAUAUCUAUCUACCUAUCUAUCUAUCUAUCCCAGUUUUUCAUAUCUAUCCCAGUUUUUUCAUAUCUAUCUAUCUAUCUAUCUAUCUAUCUAUCUAUCUAUCUAUCUAUCUAUCUAUCUAUCCUAUUCUGUUCGUAUUAUCUAUGCAUCUUUAGAGACAUUUUUUCAUAAGUACAUUUACAAAUGA